Messenger RNA from Sphaeramia orbicularis (orbiculate cardinalfish), 2577 nucleotides. RefSeq names its product piggyBac transposable element-derived protein 4-like. The record is from RefSeq and is a predicted model, not a curated record. The transcript has 5 exons. NCBI's taxonomy places the organism in Eukaryota, Metazoa, Chordata, Actinopteri, Kurtiformes, Apogonidae.
AUGAGCACAAGGGGGACCGUCGGAGAGAGCGACAGCGAGAGGAGGAUGAGGCAACUGCAACGGCAGCUGGGGAAAAGCGAUCGGGGGCGACGGGGACGAGACGGGGACUCGCGACGUGAGAACGCGGGACGGUCGGGGCCCGCGCACGAUCUCUUCCCCGACACGCGUCUCUCCGCUAAAAGGGUCCUAGGACAGACCCGGCGCCACAGACGUCGUAGGAGCGAGGACGAACAGGAGGAAAGGCCAAAGCGGAUGCAAGGCAAAGACCCGCAGGUGAGGCAAGAUGAGGACGAGGAUGAGGACGAGGACGAUGAGGAGGAGGAGAGCGAGACACAACGGAGGGAGCGACAGCGAGAGGAGAGAAGGACGAGGCAACUGCGACGGCAGCUGGAGAAAAGCGAUAGGGAGCGAGAGGAAAGAGACGGAGGCCUGGAGCGGGAGGACGAUCUCUCCUCCGGUAUGCGUCUCUCCGCCAAAAUGGUCUUAGGACAGACCCGGUGCCACGGACGUUGUAGGAGCCGCGACGAACAGGAGGAAAAGACAAAGCGGAUGCGAGGCAAAGACCCGCGGGUGAGGCGAGAUGAGGAUGAGGACGAGGACGAUGAGGAGGAGAGCGAGACACGACGGAGGGAGCGACAGCGAGAGGAGAGAAGGACGAGGCAACUGCAACGGCAGCUGGAGAAAAGCGAUAGGGAGCGAGAGGAAAGAGACGGGGGGCCGGAACGUAAGGACGAUCUCUCCUCCGGGAUGCAUCUCUCCGCCAAAAGGGUCCUGGGAGAGACCCGGCGUGAGGGACGUCGUCGGAACGACGACGAACAGGAGGAAAAGACAAAACGGGUAAGGUUCCUAGGAGAGCCCCGACGCGAGGGACCUCUGUCCGAGGGGGAGGAGGAGGAGGAGGAGGUGGAGGAUGAUGAGGAGGACGAGGAGAACGAGGAGGGAGAGAAUCACCGACCUUGCUCCGACUCUGAAGAAGAAGAAGAAGAAGACAUAGUACAAGGAGAAGGAGGACAAGGAGAAGGAGAAGCGCAGCGGGAGCAGCAGCCGCGGCGACCCUGGCCACCGGGACCCACGGACCUGGCGGUUUCCGAGGCCUGAGACAUCAUCUCGACGUUCUACCUCUUCCUCACGCCGGAGAUAGACAAAAUCAUCCUGGAGGAGAUGAAUUGCGAGGGUCUCAGGAAACGCGGAAGAGACGGAUGGAGGUGUAUGGACGAGAUCGACCUGCACGCUUACGUGGGCCUGCUCAUCCUCGCCGGCGUGUACAGGUCCCGAGGCGAGGCCACCGCCAGCCUGUGGGACGUGGAGAGCGGGCGUGCGAUUUUCCGAGCCACCAUGUCGCUCAAAGUCUUUCACCUUUACUCGACGCUGCUGCGGUUCGACGACCGCGAGACGAGAGCGGAGAGGCGCGCCUCGGACAAACUGGCGGCCAUCAGAAAGCUCUGGGACGCGUGGGUCGAGCGGCUACCGGCCCUCUACAACCCGGGCCCUCACGUCACGGUGGACGAGCAACUGGUUCCAUUCAGAGGCCGAUGUCCCUUUAGACAGUAUAUGCCGAGCAAGCCCGCCAAAUACGGGAUCAAGUCGUGGGUGGCCUGCGACGCCAGGUCUAGCUACGCUUGGAAAAUGCAGGUUUACACUGGGAAGCCCGCCGCCGGAGGACGGGAACGGGGUACCGGAGCGGUGAAGGGCUCGGAGAAGAAUCAGGCGACGCGCGUGGUGCUGGACGUGACCGAGAGUCUCACCGGUCAUAACGUCACCUGCGACUAUUUCUUCACGUCCUACGAGCUCACGGGGAGGCUCCUCCGCGAGAGGAACAACACCCUGCUCGGCACGAUCAGAAAGAACAAGCCCGAGCUCCCGCGCGCCCUGCUUGAGCUCCGGGGGAGACUGGUCCUCUCCUACAAGUUCGCCUUCACGCCCGACGCCGCGCUGGUGUCCUACGUGCCCAAGAAAAACAAGAAUGUGCUGUUGCUCAGCACGCUCCACGCGCAGGCCCCCAAGGUCUGCCCCGCGCGCCCGGACGGGAAGCCCGCUAUCGUCUUGGACUACAACGCCAACAAAGGCGGAGUGGACACCCUGGACAAAGUCGUGAGCUCCUACAGCUGCAGAAGGAUGACUAAGCGAUGGCCCCUCGUAGUCUUCCACAACAUCGUCGACGUGUCCGGUUACAAUGCCUUCAUGAUAUGGAGAGAGCUCAACCCCGGCUGGUUGGCCGGCAAGGGCAACAAGAGGAGGGUGUUUCUCGAGCAGCUGGGGAAGGCGCUUGUGGCUCCGCUCAUCGAGCGGAGGCCUCGCCUGCCAAGCUCCAAAUCGGCCGCAUCGGUCGUGAAGGCGGUCAGGCGGGUGGCGGCGGAGCAAGAGGAAGAGGUGUCAGGUCUGCCCCUCCAAGAAAGACUGCAGGACGCGCAAAGUCUGCCGUCGCUGCCAGAGAUACAUAUGCGGAGGUUGCGCUCUCCUGUACUGCCCGGCGUGCGACAAGUCAUACUCGGCCCUGGAGCGCGGGUCUGUAUGAUGAUGACCCCGCCGCGGGGUUGGGACAAUGGGAGGGACGCUGUGAGGAUAUUUUUUCAUUGA